Phragmites australis (common reed) is the source of this 773-nucleotide messenger RNA. Its product is annotated as early nodulin-like protein 1. Lineage: Eukaryota; Viridiplantae; Streptophyta; Magnoliopsida; Poales; Poaceae. The coding region runs from base 81 to 773 and encodes 230 amino acids. The transcript is spliced from 2 exons. Gene Ontology annotation, molecular function: electron transfer activity. The record is from RefSeq and is a predicted model, not a curated record. Gene Ontology annotation, cellular component: plasma membrane.
CUCUGCACGUACGUUCCGUACUCCGUAGCCUGCCUAUCCAUUUCCAAUCGCAUCGCCAGGACUUGCCGGCCGAUCAAAGGAUGGCCGUGGGGGAUUCCAAGGUGCGGUCAUCGGCGGCGGCCAUGCUCGUGCUCGUCGUCGUGGGCUUGGCGCCGGCCGUGUUUCCCUCGUCGGAGGCGUACGUCUUCUACGCCGGCGGCCACGACGGCUGGGUCGUUGACCCCACCGAGAGCUACAACCACUGGGCCGAGCGCAACCGGUUCCAAGUGAACGACACCAUCGUGUUCACGUACGACGUGGGCGUCAACUCGGUGCUGCUGGUGACCGAGCAGGGCUUCGACGCGUGCAACACGCACAACCCGGUCCGGCGGCUCGAGUACGGCGGCGGCGGCGACCGUGGCUCGGUGUUCACACUCGACCGGUCCGGUUCGUUCUUCUUCAUCAGCGGCGACGAGGACCGGUGCCAGAAGGGACAGAAGCUGUACAUAAUCGUGAUGGCGGUUCGCCCGACGAGGCCGGCCGCGGCCGCGGCGCCCGAUGCUUCACAGUGGACGGCGCUUCCACCGGCCGGUGCUGCCGCUCCGCCGCCGUUCUGGGCUUCGGCGCCCGAGUACGCGCAGGCUCCGGGCAUGAGCGCGCUGGGUGCUUCUGGCGACGAGGAGACGUCGCGCAGUAGCUCGCUGGGGGCGCCACCGCCGAUGUCGGCCGCGGCACGGCUGGACGAAGUGAUCAUUGGCACUGUGGUCGGGAUCCUAGGGGCUUUGUUGCUCUAA